This is a messenger RNA of Penicillium daleae, 585 nucleotides long. Its product is annotated as EF-hand superfamily Ca2+-modulated protein. The coding region runs from base 1 to 585 and encodes 194 amino acids. The transcript has 3 exons. The record is from RefSeq and is a predicted model, not a curated record. NCBI's taxonomy places the organism in Eukaryota, Fungi, Ascomycota, Eurotiomycetes, Eurotiales, Aspergillaceae.
AUGCCGCCCAAGAGGCGCGGAGCACCCGCCAGCUCCUCCACCACCACCGCCCCGAGGCGCACGCGCUCCAAGCUCGCAAAAGAGAACGACAUCACCGCCGAAGAAGAAAACGAAAUUAAAGAAGUCUUCCAACUCUUCGCCGAUGCGAACGAGGAUUUCCCCGCCGAAAAAGACGGCGUCCUGCCGCGUGAGGACGUCCGCAAAGCCAUGGUAGCCCUCGGCGUCCCACCCACCGACUCCCCCGAACUCGCCGACAUCCUCUCCGCCAUCGACCCAACCUCCACCGGCUACGUCCCCUACAACGCCUUUGUCUCCGCCGUCGCAGCCAAGCUGCGCUCACAAGAUGAUGAUGCCCGAGCCGCGGAGGUCGACACUGCAUACCAGCUAUUCACGCGGGGUUCAAACGGGCCGAUCUCCUUGAGCCAUUUGCGCCGCAUUACCCGGGAUCUGAAGGAGGAUUCUGUCGAUGAUAAUUUGCUCAAGGAUAUGAUUCUCGAGGCGAAUGGGGGUGCUGGGUUGAGUUCUGGUGUGACGCUGGAACAGUUUCAUGAUGUUAUGGUUCGGGCGGGUGUUUUCAAGGUGUGA